This is a messenger RNA of Cebus imitator (Panamanian white-faced capuchin), 1682 nucleotides long. It is a transcript of the gene GATAD1, whose product is annotated as GATA zinc finger domain containing 1. Gene Ontology annotation, molecular function: sequence-specific DNA binding; zinc ion binding. Gene Ontology annotation, cellular component: nucleus. The coding region runs from base 303 to 746 and encodes 147 amino acids. The transcript is spliced from 4 exons. Gene Ontology annotation, biological process: chromatin organization; regulation of DNA-templated transcription. Lineage: Eukaryota; Metazoa; Chordata; Mammalia; Primates; Cebidae. The record is from RefSeq and is a predicted model, not a curated record.
CAUCGCCGGAAGUCUCCGUGGGCCGGUGCCCGGCGUUCCUCGCCCGCCAGGUCCGUCCUGCUUCCCAGUGCCUCGGGCCUCCCGGGGCUGGUGCUGGGCGCCGAGCCGGCAGAGCUGGCGGAACCGCUUCCUGCCUCCAGAGGGCAGCGGCCGCGGCCUAGUCCCUUCACGGGCAGCUCGGUGCCGUCGGCCCCACAGCUCUUCCUUAUCGCCGGGAGUGGCUGGCCGACCAGUGGGCGGCCGGGCCAGCCUCCGCCAUUCCCGUGUCUCUGCGCCCGCGGGGGCCGCCCGAGCCGGCCACCAUGCCGCUGGGCCUGAAGCCCACCUGCAGCGUCUGCAAGACCACGUCGUCCUCCAUGUGGAAGAAGGGCGCGCAGGGGGAGAUCCUCUGCCAUCACUGCACUGGCCGGGGCGGCGCGGGCGGCGGGGCUGCCGGCUCGGGGGCGGCCGGAGGGACUGGGGGCAGCAGCGGCGGCGGCGGCUUCGGCGCGGCGAACUUUGCCAGCACCUCCGCCGCCCCUCCGCAGAGCAACGGGGGCGGGGGCGGCAAGCAGAGUAAGCAGGAAAUUCACAGGAGGUCUGCUCGGCUCAGAAACACUAAAUACAAAUCUGCUCCGGCUGCUGAAAAGAAAGUUUCCACCAAAGGAAAAGGGAGAAGACAUAUAUUUAAAUUGAAAAAUCCCAUCAAAGCUCCUGAGUCAGUUUCCACCAUAGUCACCGCAGAAUCAAUCUUCUACAAGGUGUGAAAGCAGAGUCUGGGAGAUGUUUUGGAUUCAUAUUCAUUCAGCAUACAUUUGAGUGCCUAUGAUAAGUAUUCUCAUUUAGAAUUUGGGAAUACUAGUUAUACAUGUUGACAAAGCAAACCAUAAAUGCAAACUAUUUAUAUGAUAAAUAACUUUGGACUAGUGGCUGGGAGGAAGGACCAGCUGUUGAUGGGUAGGAACUAGCAAGUAGCAGACUGGCCUGCAUAGACCAGACCCAUCCAUCGUGACACAGGUGCAACAGCCACCCUUAGACACAUGGAUAAAGGGUCUACCAGGAAAAAACUCCUGGCCUAUCAGGUGCUAUGUUGCAGUUCAGUUACUGGAAGUAUUUCCUCAGAAGUGUUUUUAGGGUUAAGGUACACAUUCUUGCAGCUUUACCUUCUGCCAAGUCACUGUUUAAGGGAAGCAGCAAUGAAUUACACUGUUCCCAUAGUCAAGGACAUUUUGUCCCACCAAGAACUACACCUACUUAAGGAGGUGCUGGAUGUCAAAGAUUUGGGUCAACCAUUAUGGGUGUUCAGAGGAGAGAUUGUUUCCAGUUCAAGACCGAGGGAAGAGGACACAGGAUGGAUAGCAGAGUCAUAGGGAGGAUUUUACACAAGACAUGUACACAUUAGUUAGUUGAGUAUAAAUAAAACAGAAAUGAAUGAGACACAAAGCCUUGAAUGCCAGAAAUACCAGUAGUUGUGUUGUGGAAGGAUGUAAAACUCAACUGGGAGUGGAAGAGAAAGGCAGCAGUGAGUCUAGGAGAUGUACAGUAGGUUGAGGUAAACAUAUCCUGAAGACUACUUAUAAUCCAAAGAUUAUUUUUGGUUUGAAUUUGUUUUGGUUUGAAUUCAUGGUAUCUGUUUUUUUUUUUUAAUGAAUGGUUGAGGAGGGUAGCUCGUAGAAUACAUUCUUACCAAAUCAGCAUUGAUU